AUGUCUCCACCGCCGUCGGGCCUCCAGCUGGAUCUUGAAGCCCUGAGCGGCAUCUGCGGUUCGAUUUCCAUAGCCUGCUGGGUCGUCGUCUACUCCCCUCAAAUCAUAGAGAACUUCCGCCGCUCCUCCGCCGAUGGCCUUUCUCUCCUCUUCGUCAUCAUCUGGACUCUCGGCGAUGUCUUCAACGUUCUCGGAGCAGUGCUGCAAGGAGUCCUCCCCACGAUGACGAUCCUGGCAGUUUACUAUACCCUUGCCGACAUAGUGUUACUGGGUCAAUGUUUCUACUACAAAGGCUUUACGCUCCUGGAAGCGCCGGCGGGCAAGUCUACACCAGCCAUUGACGAGGAAGCGGUAGAAGAAGAGCCCCCUACAGAACAGUCUUCCCUCUUGCCGCAUAAAAGGCCCUCGAACACCCCUGAUCGACCUGCUAUCUCAGAUGCAGAGCAUCUUUCCACCCGUGGCUCAUUCUCUUCCCUCCACUCUGGUCUGUCGAAUGGCCAGCUGGAUGCUACGCAUCUCUCUCCUGCCACGCCCUUUACUCCACCUAGGACCUCGACUCCUACGGAAACUCUAACGAAACCUAAGUCAGCCCUCUACGCUCUCUUUUUUAACAUUGCUGCCCUUAUCCUUGUCUGCGCAGCCGGUAUAUUGGGCUGGUGGCUGUCUUCUCGCUCGUCCCGUGCUCAAUACCCAGACCGCCAUGAUCAUCACCAUCACGAUUGCCACCGGUCUCCUCCUUCCACAAAUGACACCUCGGAAUCCCUCCACUUAGACCUCUGGGGCCAAACAUUUGGCUACCUCUGCGCAGCCCUCUAUCUGGGCUCCCGCAUCCCGCAACUUCAUCUCAAUUACCGCCGGAAAAGCACCGAAGGAGUCAGCAUGCUGUUUUUCCUUUUCGCAUGUGUGGGGAAUCUCACAUACGUGAUGAGCAUAUUCGCCUACGAGCCAGCAUGUGCGAGAUUUGAAAGAUACAAUGAUGUAAGGGGUGGAUGCGAGAGCGGAGAGUGGGCCAGAGGUUACGGUCAGUAUAUCCUUCUCAAUGCGAGCUGGCUAAUUGGCAGCGCUGGCACGCUGGUCUUGGAUUUUAUGAUCUUUGGACAAUUUUGGAUUUACAGGGAUCGGAAGCCGGAGGUGGCUUGA
Molecule: messenger RNA, 1140 nt
Organism: Letharia columbiana
Lineage: Eukaryota; Fungi; Ascomycota; Lecanoromycetes; Lecanorales; Parmeliaceae
Exons: 2
Coding region: 1-1140 (379 amino acids)
Biological process (GO): basic amino acid transmembrane export from vacuole
Cellular component (GO): fungal-type vacuole membrane
Source: RefSeq, a predicted model, not a curated record